GGCGGACCAAUCGGACAACAAUGAGAGACACGGCUGUAUCUUUUUGGAAGCGGUUGGUUACAUUGAGGAGGCGGGGAGAGUCUCUUUGAGUCUUGCCGUAGAAUUGUCAAAAAGGGGUUCCCUUUUCGGAUUUGGUUGACACGGUUGAUCCUGGUUGAGCUUUGCUAUCCGGGAUCAUGACUAAAGGGCUUUACCAAGCAGCAGAGGACAGGCUCAUAACUCCUAUUGGUGCAAUGUGUGAAAGAACUCUCUCUCCCUCCUUGCUCGGUGGAGAGGGGAAUGCACUCUGCACGUACUCGGGAGCUCUUCUCCGGCAGGAGGAAGAUGUCCAAGCCCAAGGAGGGCAGAGCCGAGAGCGAGGCGGAGGGGACUGCUGCCGCCGCCACUGCCGAGAGCGCCGACAAGCGGGGCCAAGGCCGGCCGAAGAUGAACGGGGAGAACAUAUUUAUUUGUCAGUCCAAAAUCUAUACCUACAUGAGUCCAAACAAACCUCCUGCUGUACGACCUCCACUUCAAGAGGAAAAUUCAGCCACGCAUCAUGAGGCAAAAUGCCAGAGCAAACCAGGAAAUGAAACCUACAAGAAAGGUGAUGACAGAAUAAAUAUUGGCCAUGCAACUGACGGUGCUAUGAAAUCGGAGGGCCUGGUCGAAAAAGAGAGAGGGGGUGACUCUCCGGCCUCCUUCUCUAGCCAAAAACCAGACGCCAGAGAACCUUCACGUGUGCUGCCUCCAGAGUCUGCCAACGCAGCAGACAAAAAGCCAGCUCAGAAGCAAGGAGUCAAGACCAAACCUGGGCCCAAAAGAAAAGCUCAAGGGAAAACGCAACAGAACCGAAAGGUUACAGAUUAUUACCCUAUUAGAAGAAGCUCCCGGAAGAGCAAAAAAGAAUUGCAGAUAGAGGAGAAAAAGCGGAUAGAUGACCUAAUAGAAAGCGGCAAAGAAGAUGGCAUGAAGAUCGACUUCAUUGACGGCAAGGGGAGAGGGGUCAUUGCAACCAAGCAUUUUAAGCGGGGGGAGUUUGUAGUCGAAUAUCAUGGGGAUCUCAUUGAGAUCACGGAUGCUAAGAAACGAGAAGCCGUAUAUGCCCAAGACCCAUCCACUGGCUGUUACAUGUACUACUUCCGGUACUUGAGGAAAACAUACUGCGUUGAUGCCACAAAAGAGACUCACCGUCUGGGAAGGCUGAUCAAUCACAGCAAAUGCGGCAACUGUCAGACGAAGCUCCACGACGUUGACGGCAUCCCCCACCUCAUCCUCGUCGCCUCCCGGGACAUUAAAGCUGGCGAGGAACUCUUGUACGAUUACGGAGACAGGAGCAAAGCUUCUCUUGAAGCUUACCCGUGGCUGAAACACUAGCCUGUCUCUCCAGAACGAACCUUUUCUUUCUUUUUUUAAAGAGGACACAAGGGUCUUGUUUACAGCUCUCGUGGUAGAUCGCUUCCAAAGCCUGCUCCGUAAACGAUGAUUUGAAAGUGUCUGUUGCAGGAUGCACGUCUUCCUCUCUAGUCUUUGUUCUGCCAGGCAGGCAGGCAGGCUUGAAACCGAAUUCCUGAUGAUUUUUACAUAUUAGGCUCGUCUAGAUUCCCUAUUCCUUCCCCACCUCUACCUGUUUGCAAAUAAAUAGAAUUGAUCAGUGCUUCCCAACUUA
Messenger RNA from Rhineura floridana, 1648 nucleotides. It is a transcript of the gene KMT5A, whose product is annotated as lysine methyltransferase 5A. The coding region runs from base 280 to 1356 and encodes 358 amino acids. The transcript has 9 exons. The record is from RefSeq and is a predicted model, not a curated record. Gene Ontology annotation, molecular function: histone H4K20 methyltransferase activity; protein binding. Lineage: Eukaryota; Metazoa; Chordata; Lepidosauria; Squamata; Rhineuridae.